GUUGUGCGCCAUAUUGGCAAUUUCCUCCAUCUCACCAAGCCAGAGCAUGUAUGCAUCAAGCCGGUUGUUGAGAACAAUAUAAACAUUUUACAGCGAACCCAAAAUACAACACCAUGGAGGCAGUCAAAGCAUUCAACGACGAGCUCUACUCUCUGAAUGAGUACAAGCCUCCGAUCUCCAAGGCCAAGAUGACCAAUAUUACCAAGUCUGCAAUAAAAGCUAUAAAAUACUACAAACAUGUUGUCCAGAGCGUGGAGAAGUUUGUUCAGAAAUGCAAGCAAGAGUACAAGGUCCCAGGCCUGUACGUCAUGGACUCCAUCGUGCGGCAGUCACGACACCAGUUUGGCCAGGACAAGGAUGUGUUCGCCCCGCGCUUCAGCAAAAACAUUAUCGGAACCUUCCAGCACCUCUACCGCUGCCCCUCAGAUGACAAGAGUAAGAUUGUCAGAGUCCUCAACCUGUGGCAGAAGAACGCCGUCUUCAAGAGUGACAUCAUCCAGCCGCUGCUGGACAUGGCUGCAGGACUACCCCCUCCCAGUGUCACCCCUGUCAUGACCAGCAGGGAUGCUCCGGUCAACAACGCUACGCCUGGUACCCCAGCGACCCCGGCCACUCCAGCCAACAUCGUGUCCAGUCUGCCUGACUGGGCGUCUCAGUUUUCCAACACAGACACUGUAGCUGCUGUGGCCCAGAUCCUGCAGAGUCCACAGGGACAACAGCUCCAGCAGCUGGUGCAGAGUCUGCAGAUGCAGCAGCAGAAGCCACAGCCGUCUCUGCUGCAGGCGCUGGAUGCAGGCCUGGUGGUCCAGCUGCAGGCCCUGACGGCCCAGCUCACUGCUGCCGCCUCAGCCAACCCCAUGCACCUCAACCCCCUGGACCAGAGGGUUUCCUCCUUCAACAAGAAAAUGUUGGGUCAUUUUGACUUUGGGAAUGAUUCAGAACGCUCUGAAGAAUCCAAAAAGGACUCACAAUCAUCCCAGAUGCCCAUGGUGUCUGACUCCAUCUUCCACCAGCUGGCAGAGCAGCUGCAGCAGCAGAACCUAGAGCAGUUACAGAAGCAGCUCAUGGAGCACCAGCAGCACCAGCAGAAGGAUGGAAUCUUUGGGUCUGAGAACACACCCCAGCAGAGCAGCAGUCAAUCACAGCACCCGGAGCCAGACAACAAGAUUGAUGACUCCAUUGAAAACCAGCAGCAGGACAUGGACAUGGACCUGGAUGACGGGCCAGAGAUGGACGAAGAGAUCUUCGAGCCAGAGGACAAGAAGUCCAAGACGAUUGACAUACAGUCAAGAACACGGUCCAGGUCACGAUCGAGAUCUCCCAGGAAGAGACGGUCCAGAUCACGGUCAGGCUCUCGGAAACGGAAACAUCGCAAGCGAUCGCGGUCACGCUCCAGAGAACGGAAGAGGAAGUUGUCGCGGUCCUACUCCAGCGAGAGACAUGCCCGCGAGCUAGAGAAAGAGCGUCAGAAGAAAGGACUGCCUCCAAUCCGAUCCAAGUUUCUCAGUGUGUGCAGCACCACUCUGUGGGUGGGACAGGUAGACAAGAAGGCCACUCCGCAGGACCUCACCAAUCUGUUUGAAGAGUUUGGUCAGAUUGAGUCUAUCAAUAUGAUCCCUCCCCGUGGCUGUGCCUACAUCUGUAUGGUCCACAGACAGGAUGCUUACCAGGCCAGACAGAAACUCAGCACUGGUUCACACAAGAUCGUCUCCAAGGUCAUUAAGAUCGCUUGGGCGCUGAAUAAGGGAGUGAAGCAGGAGUAUAAGCAGUUGUGGGACAUGGACCUGGGGGUCACCUACAUCCCCUGGGAGAAGGUCAAGCUGGACGACCUGGACGGCUUCGCUGAGGGAGGCAUGAUCGACCAGGAGACUGUCAACGCCGAGUGGGAAGCAGCCAAAAAUGCACCAGAGCCAGUGAAGGAAGCGGUGAGCCAGGCUGUUAGCGCUGAACCCAUGGCAGCCACUAAUUCCCAACAGACCCAACAAAAGGCCUUCAUCCAACAAGUCUCCAUGAUGCCUGUGCAGCACCCUGUGGCCCAGGCUGUCCCUGCUGGGGGUCUUGUGCCUCCAUCCUUCCCUGUUUCCAUGACAAUGCCCCCGCCAGGCUAUGGCCCCCCGCCCACCUUCCUCAGAGCAGGGUUCAACGCCUCCCAGCCUCCUCCAGGUUUCAUGCAGGCAGCAAGUGUUCCUCAGCAAGCAGGCAUGGGCUCAGCUCCUAUAUCUCUGGUGCAGCCCUCCAUGUCGCAGGCUCAGGACAGCAUGAAGGACUCCCCGUACGGAGCCGCUGUCCCAGGAAGCUUCAUGCCCUCUGCCAUCCCUGGACAAGGGGUCUUCAACCCACUUCAACCUGGAGUCCAGACGCAGCAAGGAGCCAAUGACAAGACGGGCCAAUCUGCUGAUGGCAUGGACGCUGCUGCAGAGUUAGUACUGCAAGGUAUGCAAAAUGCAAUGAGUCGUCGUAUGGGUCUUCUGGGGAUGCACCCCUCAGCCUCCCUCACCCACCCCCUACAACAGCAGGGCCUGCCUGGCCAGAGGAUGCCUGGGCUAAUGCCGCUGGACCUCCGGCCUAGUAUGCUCCAGGGAGCCGGGGCCCGCUUCCCCCUCCUGAUGCAGCAGGGCCUGUCCCAACAGAGUAUCCUGGAUGCCUCCCUCCAUGCACAGGCCCGCGCCAGAGCGGCCUCCCAGAUGGACCACUUCAACAGGGCCGAAGGGGCCUUCAACCGGGGUCCCAACCCCCCAAAUGAAAACAUGUCUAAGGCUGAAGACCAGCCUUCCUCUCGGGCAGACGAGAGCCAGCAGGGGAGGGACCAAGACUACCGCUUCCCCCCGCCCCAGGAGAAGCAGAGCACAGGCCUGCUGAGGACACCUCCCCCGGAGCACAGAGAGUCCAUGGGUGGAGGUGGACGUGGUGGGGGAGCUGGUGGUGGGGGUAUGGGCGGAGGAGGAGGCAGACCUGCCCUGCUGCAGACCCCAGUGAGGGAGCCAGCUAGAGACAGCGUGGUAGGGCGGCUUCAGGCCCUCGCCGGCUUCACCCCCCAGACCCAGAGUCGCUGGGGGCCACCUAGAGGGGACUUUGAUGAGCGUGACAUGCGGGGCUCACCAGCCGGGGUCUCCAAGGGCUUCCAGGAGGAGCACCCUGGCUCCAACCAGGGGCAGAACUUUCCCAACCGCUUUGAGAACCAGAACCGCGCUGGGGCAGGAGGAGUAGGUGCUGGUGGUCCUGGUGGCGGGGGUGUUGGAGGGGGCCCGGCGUGGAGUCGUGGUGGAGCUGCAGCACCGUUCGCUGAUGCUGACAUGCCACAGGACUUGGAUGAGCGCCGGCGCGCUUGGGACAGGCAGCAACGGGAGAGGGACGACAGGGAAUUUGACUUAAGGAAGGAGAUGAACGGCAACCGCCGUGAGAGAGAUAGCCGCGAGAAAGACCGGGAGAGGGAGAGAGAGAGGGACCGGGAGAGAGAAAGGGACCAUGGCCGUGAGCGUGGCAACCGUGAACGAGAGCAGGAGUGCGACCGGGAGAGAGAGCGUGAAAAGGAGAGGGAGAAGGAUCGGGAGAGAGAACGUGAGCGGGACCGUAACAAGCGUGGAGCCUGGACACCUCUUCUCCCUCUACCACAACCCCUACUUCCUACUCCUGCCCUGACCCCAACCCUCUCCCUGACCCAAGGCAAAUCUCAGGCCCUGCUGCAACUACAGUCCAGGCUUCAACCUAAACCUGGAUUCCUAACUAAACCAGGUCUGCUUCAAACUCCAAUCCUCCUAACUCGGUCAACAUCUCAAGCCCCAACCAAGUUCCUUCAAGCCCCAUCCCAGUCUCCAACUCAAGCCAAGAAUGAAGCCCUCCCCAGGCCUGAGCCCCAGACAGAGUCCCAGUCCUCUACCCAGGCCCAUGCUUCCCCUAAGUCUGAGUCCUCACCCCAGACCCAAUCCUCUCCUCAGAACCAGUCAUCACCCCAAAACCUGGUUUCCCCUCAGACCCAAUUGCCGUCCCCUCCCCAGGCCCAGUCCUCGCCAUGGGCACAGCUCCCACCACAGGCCCUGUCCCCACCACGGGCUCAAACGCCACCACAGGCCCUGUCCCCACCACCGGCACAGUCGCCUCCCCAGGCCCUGUCCGCACCACCUGCACAGUCGCCACCACCGGCACAGUUGCCACCCCAGGCCCCGUCGCCACACCAGGAGAUCGCUGACACCCAGGAAGAGCCAGAGAAACUCCAGGAAGAACCCAUGGAAGAGCCUGAACCCAUAGAGGAACCUCCAUCUCAGUUGGUCUAUGGGACGGGGUUGAGGAUGGACAUUGACGUAGUGGCUGAGCCCACACCUGAACGGGCUCCCACCCCUACCCUCUCCCCCACUCCAGCCCCACUCUCAAUGUCACCUGUCCUCACACACCGCUCUGAGGAACCCCAAUGCCUGCCGGAAUCCCUGGACGUGCAGCAACCACCACAGCAUGCCUCCUCCUCCCCUAAGGACAAUGGACUGAGUGAGCCGAUGGAGGAAGCUGAGAAACAGCCAGUGGUAGAGCAAACUGACACUGAGGGGACAUAAUCAUCACUCAGUAGGUAAAGAUCAUUUUGUAAAGUUGUCUCUUCUCUGUACUCAUGUCAGCCACCCACGGGACCCUGGGUAGUAAUUUGCAUAAUAUUGUCUGAUGACCUAACAACUGAUUUUAUUUCUCACAUAACGGUGUACUUCAAUAGAUGGCUCGCUAGCUGAUUAAAUGGUAGGUGAUUAUGUUUUUCAAUAUUUUCUUUCUUUCUUUUUUUUAAAGUUGUAAUGCCACCCCACGAUUUAAAGCUUGGUGAAUUUUAAUGAAAAUUGCUUGCCAAAAUGUUUGAAUUGUAAAUGAGAAAAAGAGCUUUGACCUUCCUAUGGAAGAGUGUACGGAUCCUGGCUGUUUCCACUGAAUUGAAUCCAGAUGAGGGAAUACUUGAAAACUGCAGUCACUGGCCUGUUUUUUUCUCUUCUUUUAAAAUAUGCUGCAGCAAAGUUUUAAAUGAAUGCCUUUGUGGUGUCCUAUAUAUAUGCUUCUGGUCUAUAAGCAGAAUAUAGCCUACAUACAGUAAGAAUCGUACAGUUGCUUCUAAAAAGGAACAUCCUAAAAGAUUAAAAACAUGACCUGUGUUAUCCCCAAAAGAAAUGUCUGUCAUUUGUUCAUCAUAAUGCAGUGAUUCAAAGGACAAAGUAAGCCAGAGAGAUAAAAAAAAAAUAUAUAUAUAUAUAAAUAUAUAUAUAUAUAUAUAUAUAUGCAUUUUUUUUUUUUAAGGAUGGUGGAUGUUGGGUGCAUUCUGUUUUAGUUUGAAAUAAACAUGCUUUGUUUGUUAACAAAU
Molecule: messenger RNA, 5326 nt
Organism: Oncorhynchus kisutch (coho salmon)
Lineage: Eukaryota; Metazoa; Chordata; Actinopteri; Salmoniformes; Salmonidae
Product: SR-related and CTD-associated factor 8-like
Exons: 20
Coding region: 114-4544 (1476 amino acids)
Cellular component (GO): nucleus
Molecular function (GO): RNA binding
Source: RefSeq, a predicted model, not a curated record